Messenger RNA from Amphimedon queenslandica, 3892 nucleotides. RefSeq lists its product as uncharacterized. Lineage: Eukaryota; Metazoa; Porifera; Demospongiae; Haplosclerida; Niphatidae. The transcript has a single exon. Gene Ontology annotation, biological process: proteolysis. The record is from RefSeq and is a predicted model, not a curated record. The coding region runs from base 368 to 3685 and encodes 1105 amino acids. Gene Ontology annotation, molecular function: aspartic-type endopeptidase activity; nucleic acid binding; zinc ion binding.
UUUAGACAGUUGUCAAAGUGAAGUACAGAUCGUGUCCAAGAAGUGUUGCCCUAAAAAUACAGUCCUCUAACAGAUAUUUCACUACAUCUGGUCCAACGGAACCGGAUCGAAGCUUUCUAUUGCUAAAUACGAGCCGAUUGAUAGGGAUCCUUCGACGAGCGUGUCAGUUUCGAUACUGCUGAGCACAGAGACAGACCAACCUUUACUUGGAUAGCUGACUUACGCGGAAUUGGUAUUGUGAGUCAGUUAAAAUAGUUGGUUUGAUAGUAGCAGUAAUACAGAAUACAGAGUUUUCUCUUUUUUAAAUGAUACUUAACUGACACGUGUAUACAUACAUUUUGUUAUUUGGGGCGCGGUCUGGAACAAGAUGGCGGCUGAACUUGCUCAUAAGAAGAGUGUCAGAUCAGGACACAGAGGCACAGUAACUAGAAAGGUUACUGAAUUAGAGACAGCUCUGGGUGCUACUCCCUUAGACAGAGACAGCCUGGAGCAACUGAGGGCAGCUCUUGCGGAGAAAGUGGCUGUACUCAAGGACCUUGAUGAAAGCAUCUUAGCCCUCUUAGAGGAUGAGGCUGAAAUAGAAACAGACAUUGAAGGUGCAGAAGUCAUCAGGGAUACCUUGAGGUCAGCUCUCUUCAAGAUAGACAAGGCCAUUGGCCCGCCCUCAGGUGCUCCUAGAGGUGUUUCUCCAACAGUUGGAGACACACCGUCUGAAUCUGUUGCCACUAGAAUCAAGCUACCAGAGCUGACUUUAACUCCUUUUGAUGGUGACUAUACCAAAUGGAAAACAUUUUGGGACUCAUUUGAGUCAGCAAUACACAACAGACGGGAUCUAUCGGAUAUUGAUAAGUUUACUUAUUUGAGAUCCUUAUUGAUACGAUCAGCCAAGGAGGCUGUAGCUGGUCUAUCGCUAACUUCUAGCAAUUAUCAAGAAGCGAUAGAUAUACUCAAGAAGAGGUUUGGGGAUGAGUCACAGAUUAUAACAAAGCAUAUGGAGGCCUUUACUGGUCUGGAAGCUGUGACAGAUAAUCAGAAUCUUUCGGCUUUAAGGAGACUCUAUGACAAAGUAGAGAUUCAUGUGAGAGGCCUAAGGUCCUUAGGAAUAGCACAUAGUGCUUAUGGAGCUCUUCUUACUCCCUUACUAAUGAGGAAACUCCCGCAAGAGUUGAGAGUUUUAAUCAGUCGUAAGAUGUCUGGUAAAGAAUGGGAAUUCAACCCCAUACUUGCAGCAUUAUUGGAAGAAAUAGAGGCUCGUGAGAGAGCAGGCAUAAUUCACAAGAGCUCAAAUGCUUAUACUAGAACUAAGAGAGAAUCUGCAACCGCAACUACUUUGACUACUAAGGAUAGUGGUCAUUCUGAAUGUUGUUACUGUAGUGAGAAGCAUGAGCCUAGUUUAUGCAAGAAUGUCGUUUUAAUAGAGCCUAGGAAACAAAUUUUGAAGGGUCGUGGUUAUUGCUUUAAUUGUUUACGUAAGGGACAUCGUGUACGAGAUUGCAGAGCGCCACCCAAGUGUACUGAGUGUAAAAGUAAACACCACCCUAGUAUAUGUCUCAAGGCUGUCAAGAGUGAGAGCUCAAAAGAGACAUUGAAUCUUCAAGUGAAUGUGUCUAAUCUUAACCCAGAGGCCCCUCCUUUUACUUCUUUGAGCUCCACUUCUCAAGCAGAAGAGAAUGACACAGUCUUGUUACAAACAGUUCGAGUGACAGCAUUUAAUCCUUCAAAUCCAGCUCUCUGUAGGGAAGCCAAGGUUAUCCUUGACAGUGGCAGUCAGAGAUCUUAUGUCACACAAGACCUAAAGAAAGAGAUGGCACUUAAGGUGAAAAGCAAGAAGAGUAUGUCCAUUGCAGCCUUUGGUUCAACUACACAGAGAGAGGAAGAAUAUGAUAUAGUAGAGAUUGGUUUACGAACAGAGGAAGGAUCUAUAAUCCUACGAUUAUUAGCAGUUCCCCUCAUUUGUGGUCCCAUACCAGCAGCACCUAUUGAGAUUUCUAAACGCUAUUAUGAGCAUCUAAGUAACUUAGACUUAGCCGUACCAGAUGAAGGAGAACCACAGAUAUUGAUUGGCCUGGAUUACUAUUGGUCUGUUGUCUCCGGUGAGGUUAUUCAAGCUAGUUCUGGUCCCUCAGCAUUAUAUACUAAGUUUGGAUGGGUUUUGUCUGGUCCCAUGUCUGGCAUAAUGCAUGAUUCUUCAGCUGCUCUCAUUACACAUGUACUUAAGGUAGAGACAGGUCCCACUAAUAGAGAGAUUGAUAAGAGGCUCCGGUCCUUCUGGGAUUUGGAAUCUCUGGGGAUAGUCGAUACCGAGGAGGCAGUGUAUGAGCAGUUGAGUUCACACAUAUCACUUUGUAAUGGUCGUUAUAAGUUGUCUUUGCCUUGGAAAGAUCCAUGUGCUUCUGUGCCAGAUAAUUUUUCACUUAGUAAGAGAAGAUUACUUAGCCUUUUGAAGCGUUUGAGGAAGACUCCAGAUUUGCUGAUUGAAUAUGAUCGUGUCAUCCAGCAUCAAAAACAGAUGGGUAUUGUUGAGCUGAUAGAAGAUCCCUCACGUCAGGAUGGCAACCGAGUGCACUACUUGCCUCAUCAUGCUAUCAUCAGAAAGGAUAGGGAAACAUCCAAGGUGCGUAUAGUAUAUGAUGCGUCAGCUAGUGAGAAUGGUCCUUCUCUUAAUGCUUGCCUACACACCGGACCCAAAUUUAAUCAGAAGAUAAUGGAAAUCUUGUUGAGGUUCCGUGUGCAUAAGGUAGCUUUAGCUGCUGACAUAGAAAAAGCAUUUUUAAUGAUAACAAUUGAUAAAAGGGAUAGAGAUGUUUUACGAUUUUUAUGGAUAGAUGAUUUGUACAAGGACCCACCUUUUUUUAUAGUCUUAAGGUUCACACGUGUAGUUUUCGGUGUGACCUCUAGCCCCUUUUUGCUCAAUGCUACAAUCAAAUUUCAUUUAGAAAGUCUCAUUGAAUCUAAUCGAAAGCUAGUCAAUAAGCUUCUUAGAUCCUUUUAUGUAGACGAUUUGGUUACUGGAGCCAAAACAGAAGAAGAAGCAUUUUUACUUUAUUCUGAUGCUAAGGACUUGAUGAAGAAAGGUGGCUUUAACUUAUGUAAAUUUUGUUCAAAUAGUGAGGUCUUACAAAAGAAAAUUGAUUUACUAGAAAGGAGAGUUUCAGGUCCUAGCAUAGUUGAUAAUAAAGAGAAAACAUAUGCCCAAAGCGUGCUUCAGAACUCUCAGAAGAGCUCUGAGGGAGAAAAGAAGAUUUUGGGGGUUUUGUGGAAUGUUAUCUCAGAUGAUAUUGUUUUGAAUUUUUGUAAUAUUUUUGACAAGGCAAAUGAGUCAGAGCCAUCGAAGAGGCACAUUGUUAGCCUUGCUGGCAGGUUCUACGACCCACUUGGGCUCGCUGCACCUGUUAUUAUUAAAUUUAAGGUCCUGGUUCAAGAACUUUGUCGUGCAAAGGUACAGUGGGAUGAGACUCUCACUGGUAAGUUGUUAGAGAGGUGGCAAUUGCUUGUGAAAGAGUUUGUAAGUUGCCUGCCUAUCAGAAUUCCACGGUGCUACACUCAGUCAUUAGAUGAUGUAGAGAGUUUUCAACUAGUGGGAUUUUGUGAUGCAUCAUCUGUAGCAUAUGCUGCAGUAGUGUAUUUAAGAAUGAGAAGUGGUGAAAUGACUAUCACUAGACACUUGCUUCCAAGACUAGAGUAGCUCCAAUACAGACCCAGACUAUACCCCGGUUAGAAUUAUUGGGAGCUCUCCUUUUAUCUAGACUUAUUGGAACUAUAACUAAUAGCCUGGGUAUGGAAUUGUCUCUUGUAAGGCCAGUCUGCUAUACAGACUCCCAGGUAGCUCUUUUCUGGAUUAAAGGUAUUGAUAAAGACUGGAAACCCAUUGUCCAUAACCGUGUCACUCAAA